AUGACAACUACAAUAACUUUUCAAACUCAUAAUAAAAUAAAUGAUGAUAUUCGACCACCUCCAACAGCAUAUAUAAAGACGGUUUAUCUAAAUUAUGAAAGGUUGACACCGAUCAAAAGCGUUCAUUUGGAUUUGAUUGGUAUUGAGAAAACUUGUUGGUCCAAUGUUCACGGUAGAUCGAAAACUGUUUAUAAUGGUGAAGAAGUUUUGGAAAAUCAUUAA
This is a messenger RNA of Entrophospora sp. SA101, 222 nucleotides long. Lineage: Eukaryota; Fungi; Glomeromycota; Glomeromycetes; Entrophosporales; Entrophosporaceae. The record is from the annotation of a GenBank genome assembly.